AUGCGAAAACGGAGGAAUUCCAAAAGACCCUCUACCUCCAACUCCACCUCCACCUCCACCUCCACUACGGCAUUGUACGAGCUAACCACUCCUCUCCGUCGUUCCCAGAGACUUCUCAAUCGAAAGACCCCAACUUCGAGGCUUUCUUUGCUUGGAAACACUAUUUCUGCAACUAUCAAGAAGACCGAUCGUGAAGAGUCCAAGAAGAAACCUAUCGGACGUCUGUUUAAUAAAUCUGCAGAUAAGGUGGAGAUAGUUUCGAGUCUUAGGCGAUCUUCGAGGCUUUCUUUGCUUGGAAACACUAUUUCUGCAACUAUCAAGAAGACCGAUCGUGAAGAGUCCAAGAAGAAACCUAUCGGACGUCUGUUUAAUAAAUCUGCAGAUAAGGUGGAGAUAGUUUCGAGUCUUAGGCGAUCUUCGAGGCUUUCUUUGCUUGGAAACACUAUUUCUGCAACUAUCAAGAAGACCGAUCGUGAAGAGUCCAAGAAGAAACCUAUCGGACGUCUGUUUAAUAAAUCUGCAGAUAAGGUGGAGAUAGUUUCGAGUCUUAGGCGAUCUUCGAGGCUUUCUUUGCUUGGAAACACUAAUUCUGCAAUUAUUGACAAGAGUGACCCUGAAGAAUUGAAGAAGAAACCUGUCAGUUGUCUUUUAAAUAAAUCUGCAGAUAAAAAGAGGGGUGCUUUCAAUACAGUAAAUGGAAAAGUGGGUCUACGCUUAUGUGGUGAUGUUUUACAGAGAAGUGAAACUAAUCUUGGUUGUGUGAAUAUUGAACUGGUUAUAGGACUUAAAGCGCCUGAACGGAGAAAUGGUUUUGAAAUAAGUAAAGCUACUAGGGUUACUGGGAAGAGGAAGAGAGAAGAGGAACGCGUUGAUGGAAGUGUUAAAGGAUGGACAAAAGAGCAAGAAAUGGCAUUGCAGAGAGCUUAUUUUGUAGCCAAACCCACUCCAAAUUUCUGGAAGAAGGUUUCUAAACUGGUGCCUGGAAAGUCUGCACAGGAUUGCUUUGAUAAAGUGAACUCUGAUCAUAUAACUCCACCUCAACCAUUGCCUCGAUCAAGGGCAAAGAGAUUGAAUUCAUCGCCCCUUGGAUGUUUUUCCCUCUCUACGGGCAAAUUGCUUGGCUCUUCUGACAGUAAGGGUAAGAGGUUAGGUUGUAAUAAACAGAAGAGUCAUCUAGCACACAAAGCUGUAAGACAAUUGCUGCAAAAGCAUAAUCGCAUGGACCAGAACUACGAAGCAGACAUAUUCUCUAUCCUUGAGCCCAAUAUGAAUCCAUCUAGACAAAUUUCUCAUCUGAAUGAUGUCAUUUCGACCCCAAACCAUUUGCAGGAAAAACAAGGAUUUCUUCGGAAGUGCCAUGAAAGGUCUAAUUCUGGCCAGGAAAAACCCUUUUCUAGAUUUCGGAGCUCAUGCGGACCUGAUAUUGUCAGUCCACCUGUGUUAAAGCAGGUGAAGAACAGGGCUUUGCAUGAGAAAUAUAUUGACCAGUUACAUUCCAGGGAAGCCAAGAGAAAGGCAGCAUGCGUACGAGCGGGAAAAGAGAAUAUGAGGCAGAGCAAUAUACAAAAAAUAGAUAUGGUUCGAGCUGCAAAGAAUGCCUUGGUUUCUGAUGCAAGAGAUGCUAUUGAUAAACUCAAACAUCUGCAAACCGUUGCCAACAAUAACUCUUCUGAUUCUGAUGAUGAAGUUGAUAGUGAUGAUGAAUGUGAUGUAUUCUAACGAACUGUGUUAAGAAGUGAUCAGUUGUAACUAAAUUGAGCAUGAUCUAGCAUUACUAAUUUUAGCUGUUCUGGAUAACCGCUAAUUCAUUAAUUCUCCUGUCUUAGAAAUAAUCUUCGUUUGAUUUACUGAUUUGGAAUGUUUUGUAGUGGUUAGUGAAGAUCAAUAAGACUUUGCCUAGUUUGUUUCAAA
This is a messenger RNA of Jatropha curcas, 1911 nucleotides long. Its product is annotated as Homeodomain-like superfamily protein. NCBI's taxonomy places the organism in Eukaryota, Viridiplantae, Streptophyta, Magnoliopsida, Malpighiales, Euphorbiaceae. The record is from RefSeq and is a predicted model, not a curated record.